This is a messenger RNA of Cuscuta epithymum, 919 nucleotides long. The record is from the annotation of a GenBank genome assembly. Lineage: Eukaryota; Viridiplantae; Streptophyta; Magnoliopsida; Solanales; Convolvulaceae.
GCUGUUUGUUGUUGCCGGGUCUUCUUUUUUUGUGAUUGCUGAGUUUAUACCAAAUGUCAAUUGAAGGCCUCAUAACCGCAGAGAAACCAGACAGCCACCAAUGGACAUGUCGCCUAACAUUGAUUGAAAAGCAAAAUGUGCGCACAGGAAAGACAUCUCCAAUAAAAUUCAUGCCAAUGAUUCUGCAGGAUUCUGCUGGGACCAGAGUCCAGGCCACUGCAUUCCAGGGUGAUAUAGAAGGAAUAGAUCAACGCCUAUCCCUGUACUCCACAUACCUCAUCUCAAAUGCUUACGUAAAACGAAUAACUGAAAUGCGCUACUGCGUUGAUGUCAACUAUCCAUAUGUGUGGUCAUUCAACCGGCGAACCCUGAUACAAGAUGUGGAUCCAGCAGAAGGAGUUGAUUUUCGUGAACUUGCUGAAUCAGAAACUGCACCAUUCCACACUAUAUUCAACGCUUAUCAGCAUGACGCACGUAUGAAUAUUUUAGGCGCUAUUGUUAAAAAAUUACCGCGUACCUUCAUAGUUACUGGUGGUAGACAACGCGUUGCUUGGGAUGUUGUUCUUGUCAACGAAGAGUGCAUACCCAUCCCAUUUACUAUGUGGGAGGAAUUUGUUGGCAAACAUGGUGCUGAAAUUGAAAAGAUUCUGCAUGCAGGUGGUCACCCUCUUGUCCUCAUCAACAGGGUUGCCAUAAACCUAUUCCAAGCUCUAUCAUUAUCAACUAGGUAUGACUGCCACGUGGAAUUGAACCCUACUGGGGUUCGUGCUCUAUCACUAAAAAAAUGGAUCUCUGCAAAUGCAGGAAAAAUUAGUUUGAUGGUGCAGGAUAAGGUGUACAAUGAUGCACUUUCAAUCAUAGCACACCCUUUGUCGCAACCCCAAUGCACCCUUUCAGGCUUAGAAAACAAUUUGCUUCA